Molecule: messenger RNA, 1988 nt
Organism: Terrapene triunguis (Three-toed box turtle)
Lineage: Eukaryota; Metazoa; Chordata; Testudines; Emydidae
Gene: WARS2
Product: tryptophanyl tRNA synthetase 2, mitochondrial
Exons: 6
Coding region: 13-1059 (348 amino acids)
Biological process (GO): mitochondrial tryptophanyl-tRNA aminoacylation
Cellular component (GO): mitochondrial matrix; mitochondrion
Molecular function (GO): ATP binding; tryptophan-tRNA ligase activity
Source: RefSeq, a predicted model, not a curated record
CUCCCCCCAGCCAUGGCGGCGCCGCGCGGCGUGAUCCGGGCCCUGCACCGCGGGACCCUCACCCAGAAUAGUGGCAUGGAUCGAAUUUUCUCUGGUAUUCAACCAACUGGGAAGCUCCACCUUGGCAACUACUUUGGAGCCAUCCAGAACUGGGUGAGGCUUCAGGAAGAGUACAACUCUGUGUUAUACAGUAUUGUAGAUCUGCACGCUCUCACAGUACCACGGGAGCCAGCAGACUUCCGUCAGAGCAUCUUGGAUACCACUGCCACUCUCCUCGCCUGUGGUAUCAAUCCAGAGAAGUGCCUCCUUUUUCAGCAGUCACAGGUGCCUGAACAUGCAGAACUCGGUUGGAUUCUUGGGUGCUUAACUAGUAUGCCACGUAUACAAAGCUUUCCGCAGUGGAAGGUAAAGAAUGCCAGCCAGAAUUAUGAAGGAACCGUUGGUCUGUUCACAUACCCUGUGCUUCAAGCUGCAGAUAUUCUGCUGUACAAGUCAACACAUGUUCCUGUUGGAGAAGAUCAAGUCCUGCACCUGGAACUGGCUCGAGAUAUAGCACAACACUUUAACAAGAAAUAUGGAAACUUCUUUCCUGUGCCCAAAGCCAUUUUAAGUACAACAAAGAAGAUAAAGUCUCUCAGGGAUCCAACAGCCAAGAUGUCCAAGUCAGACCCUCAGAAGUUAGGCACACUCAACAUCACAGACAGUCCAGAGGAGAUUGUUCUGAAAUUCCGCAAGGCUGUGACUGACUUCACCUCUGAGGUGACCUAUGACCCAGACUCUCGUCCUGGUGUCUCCAAUCUAGUGACCAUUCAUGCUGCAGUAACAGGACUCAGCAUAAAGGAAGUGGUGCACCAGUGUGUUGGUCUUGACACUGCUCACUACAAAGGGAUAGUGGCAGAGGCAGUUAUUCAGAAAUUUGCACCAAUCAGGAACGAAAUUAAGAGGCUCCAGGAGGACAAAUCUCACUUGGAGAAGGUUUUACAGGCUGGAGCAGAGAAAGCCAAAGAACUAGCUUCCCCUGUGUAUCAAGAAAUAAGGAGAUUAGUGGGGUUUCAAUAGAACCUACUGAAUAGUUUAAAAUUAUCUUAUUUCCUGAGAUAGCUCUUGUUCAUCAUCUCCCAUCUCAGAGUCUGAGAGAGAAUUUUCUUUGUCCUGGAAAAUCAGACAAAAACAAUCAGAGAUGAUUUUUCCAUGUGAUUAUGACACCAUCCAAUGGGACCAGCAUCAAGCCAUUCUGGAUGGCCAAAGGAAGGCACAGACACACAAUUUCCAAAGAAACUCACAAAACCAGAACAGUGAAGCUGACCAAUUUAACUGCCUGUUUUCAUAGAGCAACAUAAAAAGUUGAAAUAGAAGACACGGUCGUUGGGAUGUCAGAGUUGCUGCAUUCCUGAUUGCUCCAGCAGGAGAGGAAGUCACAAGCUUCAUAAAAUCCUCCCCUAUUACACACACAACCCCACAGAGAAAGACAACUGUUUCAUAAACUCUGAUGACAGUUACACUGUGCUGAAUGUGAUGGCAGAAUGUGCUUCUGGAUAACCAGAAUAAAAAUACAUACUAGAGACCUGGAAUGCCCAGGACAUUGGUAAUGGGAAAGAGAGUCUUUCACCUCUAAAUCCCCAGUUCAAAUGCAGCCUAGUUUGGUAAUGACAGCUAGUCUGUAUGAAAUAAGUUGGGCUCUUAGUCCGUUUCCUGAUAUACAAAUGUCCAUAUUACAGAAACCACCAUGACCAUUGAAACUCUGCUUCUUUUUGGCAGUCUCAGUAAAGAAUUCAUGGAGUGAAUGGAACCUGUACUCUCUACCCUGAACUCCCCUCUCACUUCUAGGUCAUCUUAGUAGGUCAGGAUUAAGAUCCAUUGGCAGGGGACUGUCUGUGUUGGGAAACUUGCUCUGCAGCUGUCCAUUCUGCAGCUAUUCUGUAGAGAAGUAAAGGCUCGAGCACUGUCAGUCCAGCACCAACUACAGGAUUCAUUUUAGAAUCUCUGUC